Plasmopara halstedii is the source of this 1293-nucleotide messenger RNA. RefSeq lists its product as uncharacterized. The coding region runs from base 1 to 1293 and encodes 430 amino acids. The record is from RefSeq and is a predicted model, not a curated record. NCBI's taxonomy places the organism in Eukaryota, Oomycota, Peronosporomycetes, Peronosporales, Peronosporaceae. The transcript has a single exon.
AUGGUUUCUUCUCGAAGAUCUGUAUCACCAUCCUCCUCGUUUUCAAGUUACGACAGCACGUGCAGUCAGGAACAAGCCAACGAAGCUCCAGUUGAUAACUCAAGUAACUUUUUCAACGGUCUUCAGCACGUGAAUGUCGAUCAGGACCGUGAAGUGGCAAGACGAGCUCUUGCAGAUCUAGUAAAACUCUAUUUUGAUGAAGACAGCGAUUACACAAGCGACGAUGAUGAGUGUGGAUCGUGCUCGGAAAUAGAGUCACGAAUGUCGUCGCAAAGCUCUCAAAAUCCUGAAGAGUCUCGAGGAAUGACUCUUGAAGAGCUAUCAGUGGCAGUGAACGCUGCUAUCGAACACCAUCGACCCACGAAACCUGCUGUUGUGCAGGUAGCAUGUAAGACAAAAGGCAAUGAUUCCAAUGACGUCGAUCAAAAGUCAGACAAUUGCUGCUCUCGGCGGUCUUGUCAAUAUCAACAGAAGUCACAUACUGCGUCAUCUUUGGAAAUGUUUCAAGAUAUGCUAGAAAGAAAGAUGCAACAGUUUUACAGUCGCCGAGCGGUCGACAGUGCAGCUAAGGAUAAAUGUAAGAGCAGUCAAGAUACUGUCGUCAAAGCUUUUAAUGGUGCAGCUCAAGAUGAAGGUAGGAAGAGUCGAGAUGCAUCCACCAGUUGUAAUUAUACCGUUGAUCAGCAGCAACAAACUACGAUAUGCGUGAGGGAUCAAGCAACAGAGACUGAAGAGAUGAAUAACCAUUAUCCACUCAGUGAACUGAUCACCCCGAUACAAUCAAUGAAUACUCAACAUAGUGCUGAUCUGUCAACUCAAUCAAUCAUAGAUGGUCCUACUCUUGCGGACCUUCAUUUUCACAAUGGACAAUACCAACGAGAUCGUCUAACCACAAAAGUAUUUGCAUCCAAAUCGUCUUGGGGCUCAUUUUCUUCAUCUGUAGAUGCUGCGUGUUUCUCCUCUUCUGCCAGUGAGCACAGUGUGGCUUGUAGUGUUGGUAGCAAUACCAACAUCAAAAGCAGUAUCACAGGUCGGCGAACUCAUAGCAGAAAAGUAAAAGACAUACCCAGCCGAGCAUUAUUGUCAAGCAGAAGCAGUGAUCAGCAUCAGAGUGAUUUGGCAUCAGUAGAGACAAAGCAACCGAACGACUGGCAGUUUUCACAAGCUCAAAACAAAAGAAUUGAUGAGGUAACUCAGACAUCAGUCGUAGAUCUGUCAGCAGAUACGAUUAAGGUACCAAGUAACCCAGAGAAUGUGAAGUGGGAGCUGGAUCUCUCGAACUUUGCUCUUUGA